This is a messenger RNA of Beta vulgaris subsp. vulgaris (sugar beet), 1159 nucleotides long. RefSeq names its product dirigent protein 22. The record is from RefSeq and is a predicted model, not a curated record. The transcript has a single exon. Bases 98 to 748 code for a protein of 216 amino acids. NCBI's taxonomy places the organism in Eukaryota, Viridiplantae, Streptophyta, Magnoliopsida, Caryophyllales, Amaranthaceae.
CUCCAAACAUUUCCUUAUAUAAACCCCCUCAAUUUUCCCCAAACAAAAUAAACACACAACUCACAUAAACAAAAAUUUGCAACCAAAUUUGUGAGAAAUGACAAAGUCUUUAUUUUCUUUUUUUAAAUUCGUGAUAUUCACAAUUUAUGUAGCAAAGUUGGGCUUUAUUUGGGCUGAUCAGCCCGAAACAUUUUCAUGGGCCAAAACCCAUCCUUAUGGCCACGAGCAUAAAACUACCAUACAAUUUUACUACCAUGAAGCUGCAUUAGGAGAAAAUGCAACUGUAGUUUUAAUCGGUCAGGCCCAACCACCACAGCCCAGCCCAACAUUCACAGCCUUCGGCAACUUGUUUAUUGUUGAUGGGCCACUCACUGUGGGCCCAGAUAUUAACUCUAAGCUUAUUGGUGGGGCCCGAGGUUUCUUUGGGUCAGUGUCCAAAACUGAAGUGGACUUUAUGUUGGGCAUAACUUUUAGCCUUAGUGAUGGGCUAUAUAAUGGAAGUACCUUCACUAUUUUGGGCCGAAAUUCAUUUGUGAAUUCGGUUAGAGAACUACCGGUUAGUGGUGCAACGGGCCGUUUUAGAAUGGCCCGUGGAUAUACUUUGGCCCGACAAUAUUCUCUUGACCCAACUACAGGGAUUCUCAUUGUUGGGUACAAUGUUACCUUGAUUCAUGAAAAGAUCCAUGGUGAUAUUGUGGAUUUGGAAUCAAUUGAAACCAUUAGUUCUCAAGGUCAUUCUUCUAUAUAACUUCGCAAGGCGAGAGUGAGGGAUAGCCUAGUGGUUAGCGCUUGUCUUUCAGUUUCAGGAGUUUCUGAUAUCGAUUUUCACUAUUGACAAGUUGGGAUCCCUUUAUUCCUCCAACUUGUUGAGUUUUCUAUUCUAUGAGAUUUCGAGUAAGUGUUUACAUAAUCUUCUUCUGUUCGUGAUCCUUAAUAUGAACAACACUAUCUCAUCAUCUUAUGGGUGGGUGGCUUGUCUAAGAAUGAAUUACGAUGAUUAUUGAUGAUAUUAGUUUUGUUAAUGCAAGUUACCCCAUUGACUUUGAUUUUAAUAAUGUACUCUUUGCUAUCUCUAGAAAGAGUUUGUUUAUUUUCUAAAUAAUUUUCCGAUUGUUUAAUAAGGAAGUAGUGUAUAGUUAAAUAAUAUGUACUUUUUCAA